Molecule: messenger RNA, 1043 nt
Organism: Suhomyces tanzawaensis NRRL Y-17324
Lineage: Eukaryota; Fungi; Ascomycota; Pichiomycetes; Serinales; Debaryomycetaceae
Exons: 1
Coding region: 420-974 (184 amino acids)
Source: RefSeq, a predicted model, not a curated record
UGUAGAGGGCGUUUGGCGAUGGUUGCCAAUUUCGAGACCGUUGUCGCGAUGGCGGCGUAUGUCGUCUAGCAGGAAUGCGGCACAUGAAUCCGCGUCUGCAGGCCGUACGUCUGGCAGCAGAAGCGAAUUUGCAUGUGUGGCGUGCGCCAGCAUGGCCAGUACGAUGCCUGAGCUGGCAGUUGGACUGGACGGAACGGCUGCUGUUGCGGGAGAUGCCGGGCCCGGGCGUUCCAUUGUGGGCCAAGCCAAGAUAACGGGAGUGGUGGGCACGGGACAGGGGCGAUUGGCCAGAAAGAGGUGGCGUGGGGUUGUGUCACGGGUCCGAAACACCAGACAUCCGCACCGUGCGCUGACAGCAACCGGGCCAGAGGGCCGCUGUUGCUGCACCAGGCGCCACAUGCCAGACGUCAGACAAAUAUAUGCCAGACAUACACCAGACGCACCCACCGACAGUCCACGCCAGGCACCACCGCCAUAUAUACCGUCUCCACCGUCCUCCCCCACGCCUCGCACCCGGUGGAUCCUGCGUUGAAUCCGCCCGCUUAUCGGCAGCCACCUCUACGCCCCGUGUCGCAUGUCGCACCACUGCCGAACCUCCUCACGUGCACCACUACUCCUCCACACUCCCAUCCGUACUACUGUACAAUUCCCAGCCACCUCCCCAGCCAAACAUCCGUACUUCUCUAACCUCUCGCAUCGCCCCCAUCGCCCCCAUCUCCCCCCAUCUCGCUCCAUCCUCUCCCUCUUCCCCUUCCCAAUCCUCUCCCUCUAUCCAUCCCCCCUCCACGCGCUCCCAAAAAGCAAUUUUCCGUUUGUACUCAGAAAAAUUCUCGUUCAAUAUCCUACACGGUAAGCGGUUGAUACUCCUUAUCAGACAUCAGCACCAGUUCGCCAGAACUACCCCACCAUCAGCUCCUCCUCCACAGCCACGUCAUCGACGUGAACACCAGCCGCCCACGUCCCCUCCACGCUAGGCGCAUCCAGCAACUAUCACCUCCCAGUCCAACGCCACCACAACCACCAUGGACUUAAGGGUGGGCAAG